Molecule: messenger RNA, 1890 nt
Organism: Macadamia integrifolia
Lineage: Eukaryota; Viridiplantae; Streptophyta; Magnoliopsida; Proteales; Proteaceae
Exons: 2
Coding region: 335-1771 (478 amino acids)
Source: RefSeq, a predicted model, not a curated record
CCUCUGUUGUCCACGUGUCGUGUUCUACAGGUAGCAAAACAAGGAAAAACAGGGAUGAGAAAAACUAGGACUGCUUGACCAAUCUAAUAAUCCAACCAUAUGGCAAUUGGGUUUAACUCUGUUCUGGAGGUAGAGAGGUAGAGGUAGAGGUAGAGAGAGGAAAUGGAAGUUUCUCAUCAUCAACACUGCCCAUCCAUCUUCGAUGUCAAUCAUUAAUUCUUUUUUCUCCUUUUUGGUUAUUUAUACAAGAAUAGACAAGAGCCUAAUUACGACUCAACUGAGAACAAACGCCAAAACUUAAGUGAGUACCUCCCUCUCUGCUUUCUUCACCAAAAUGUUGGGGAUGUGCUAUCCUCGUCGGGCUUCGUUGCAGCAAAAAGGUCAACCAAAGCCUUUAAAACAAAGCUUUCAUGGUAACUACAAGGAUUUGGCUGAUUUGGAUAGGUUUCCGAGGUGCUUCACAAUGCCGGAUUGGAAUUUCUGCGAAUAUGAAGGUGAAUGGAAGAGGGUGCUGGCUGAUGGAUGGGAGGUGCCUGGAUUUGGUCGGCCCUGGGAACAUGUGUUGAGAAGCACCGGCGGCAACGGAUCGGACACCAGCCAAUUAUACAAGGAAGAGGUGGUAACAGUGGAGAAACAAGCCAGAGCUGUGUUUGUGGAAGAGGAUAUCAUCAACAAAUGCAGUAGGGAUGAAUUCCUGCAAGUAAUAACAGAGCAAGGUUGUUUCAUACUACAAGUAGCCUUGUGCUACUUGGGUGGUGGUCCAAAGACAUUGGGUUAUCCUCCAGAUGAUCCACUUUUUGGCGAGAAGGGAUGGAACAAUAGAUUGAUAAAAUUUCUUGUCAACAGGUAUAUAUUUUCUAUCGAGAAUCAAGUCCCACUUGUAGUCCUCAAGGUGUUGAUGAAACAGAGCUUCUUCCAAAAUGUACUGAGAAAGGGGAAAUGGAAGCGGCUCAAUGACUUGGCCAGUAUGGCUUUGUAUGACUUCCUGGUACAACCAAUGCUUCUAGAUCUUCAUGACCCAGCACUGAAGAACCCUCGAGGAAAUUUUAGGAGGAGGAGAUCACCUGUUGGCUUUUUCCACAAGAAUAGCCAUUGGCCUCGAGAACACCAACCAAAUACCCUUCUCCAUGCUCUUUGGUUGCUGCUCACUGGACCACCUCCAGGCUCAUCAGGCUCAUCACCCCAUUGCACCAGCAACCAUGUUGACGAUGAAGAAAAGGAGUGUCAUGAUCACCUAUAUAACACCACCUUAUCUGCUAAGGAGUUGCAAGAAGCGGGAAUCAGUUUCAAGAGUUUCAAGGGAUUGGGUACCAGACGUAUAAAGUUCAAGAAAAGGAUGUUGGAGGCCCAUCUUUACCUCCCCUGCAUCUACGUAGAAUCUCAUACUGUGGGUCUGUUGAAGAAUCUGAUCGAUUUUGAACGUGAUGUUGAUUUGGAGAUAAACCAGCGAGAGGUUUCUGCAUAUAUAAACUUGAUGAGCGACCUUAUCCGUAGUCGUGAUGAUGUGAGAGUCCUUGUGAAAGGAGAUAUAAUUGAUAUUGAUCCUAAAUACGAAAUAUAUUUCCCAGAAGGAUUAGCCUACAUGGGGAGGCACUUUGACAGAUUGGAAAUGAUAAACAGCCACAACUUUGCUGCCAUUCGGCGUCAGACUCGUAGGUAUGUGAAGCCAAGCAUGCGAACAAAGAUAAUGAAUCUCGUUGUCAUAGGUGUUCUUCUUACUUUGGUGCAGACCAUAUACACUGUACUUAGCUAUCAUCAUCCUCUCCACUGAUAAGACAUUAAUGGUUUAGGAAUGGCAAAGCAAUCAAGGAACAACCAAUGGAUCGACGACACCCUCUCGAUCUGCUAUGUUUUAUUUUCUGCAAUGAAUGAUUUUUGGUUUGGUUGUUA